Molecule: messenger RNA, 489 nt
Organism: Aphanomyces invadans
Lineage: Eukaryota; Oomycota; Saprolegniomycetes; Saprolegniales; Verrucalvaceae
Exons: 1
Coding region: 19-369 (116 amino acids)
Source: RefSeq, a predicted model, not a curated record
CGCGGGAGUCGUCGAAGAAUGGUAGUGCUCCAGUCGGACAGCGCGCAUUGGGACGACUUUGAGGACAAGGUGCGCCAUCUGAGCGACAAAGCGCCGCAUCAACUCAAGCUCUCGUUCAAGUUCAAGCCAAGAACGCGUCUGGUCGUGCGUGCCGUGAACGAGGGUGACUCGCGUCCGAUUGUGCUGCAGUGCAAGUCCAACGAGCAAGCGCACGUCGGUCGCGUGGCAAAGCUGCUGAAAUUGAGCAUGGUUCAAGUUCUAGGUCCAAUGUCGCAAGACUUUGCGACCCCCCUCUCGCCGACGGCGAAGAAGAAGACCAAGAAGAACAAGGGCAAAGCCACGGUGGCGAAGACAACCGCUUUCAAGUAGGAAGCACCGCAAAUGUAAAAAUCGCGCACAUGACGAGCUGUCACUUGAACUUCGAUUGAGUUUACGAGAGGUUGGCAGUGCAAUCAAUUCUCCGGCGUACCGAUCCAACGCACAGAGCGG